Messenger RNA from Racocetra persica, 2220 nucleotides. NCBI's taxonomy places the organism in Eukaryota, Fungi, Glomeromycota, Glomeromycetes, Diversisporales, Gigasporaceae. The record is from the annotation of a GenBank genome assembly.
ACAAGAAAUAAAAAAAUGACUUCGGUGCUAAUUGAUAAUAAAAUGCUUGCUAAAAAUAAAUUGUAUAUUCUGGCUGUUUCUGGUGGUCCAGACAGCCUAUUUUUGCUUGAAAAAAUGCGCCUUGGGGGAUACAAUUUGGCAGUUGCUCAUGUUAAUUAUAAAAAGAGAAAAAAUAGUGAUUAUGACGAAAAAAUAGUGAAAAAUUAUUGUCAAAAAUAUUCUUUGCCCUGCGAAAUUUACCAAGUUCAAAAUUCAGAAUACAAUUCAGUCAGCAAUUUUCAAGACCGAGCCCGCCAAAUCCGCUACAAUUUUUUUCAAAAAUUAGCCGCCAAAUACCAAACUAAAUAUAUCGUCGUUGCCCACCACCGAGACGACCAUCGCGAAACUUAUCUGCUCCAAAAGCAAAAAAAAUCAUUACAAAUUUGUCAAUAUCUAAUUGAAAAUAAAAUAGAUUAUGCUGUUGAUACCACCAACCAAUUACCGAUUUAUCAGCGUAAUAUUAUCCGCCAGCAAAUAGCCGACUUAACCCCCGAACAAAAGGUCCUGCUAGACAAAGAAAUUGAAAAAAAAAACCAAGGUUUUUCCGAUCCUGACCAAAAGACUUUUGGAUUACGCAAGAAAGAGAGUGGAACCUUGGAAAUUGAAGGCUUGAGCCAAGACGAAGCUGAAUAUGCUGCCCAUCCCUGGGGAAAAAGAGGCCACUAUCGGCUUUACGGAGAAGCAAAAAAUUUCUUCAAAAGGCUGGUCGGCAAGUCUACUAUUUAUAAUGCUCUUUGUGAACUCGAACCAUACGAAGUAAGAGACAAAGAUAUCGAUUUUGUCGGAUUCACCAGCCCAAAAAAGAUCAAAAUUGCCAUCAUUGAGUCUCAUAAUAAGUUUAACCUUUUUGAAGAAAAAAAACCGUGGUUUACUUUUGAGAAUGCAAUCAAAUUGAUAACUACUGUGGCCUCUCUUUUAGUAGCGUUUUACAUUUUUGAUAUGUUUUUUGGCACCAAUAUCCUUGGGGCAAUUGCUUAUCCUUUUCGCAAUUGGGGAGGAGGAACUGGAGAAGCAGAUGUUCCGAAAAUUGGUUACAAAGAUGUAGGAGGUUAUGAUGAAGGAGUCAAGGUUCCUACAAGCACAAUAUUAUAUGGUCCGCCCGGCAACGGCAAGACCUUAGUGGUUAGAGCCACCGCUGGCGAGUGUAAAAAACCUUUUCUCUUUCGCUCGGGUUCCGAGUUUGAGGAGUCAGUGGUAGGACUAGGAGCCAGGAGGAUGCGAGACCUUUUUCGCCGAGCCCGUGAACUGGCUAAAUUAUAUGGAUUUUGCUUUGUUUUCAUUGAUGAAAUUGACACAAUUGGUCGUAAAAGAUACUCAGGCCAUUCUGGGCAUGCUGAACAGACCCUAAAUCAAUUACUAACUGAGUUGGAUGGAUUUCGUCCUCGCAAUAAUGUUAUUGUCCUAGCAGCCACCAAUUCUCUACAUGUUUUAGAUAGUGCUCUAUUGAGACCAGGCCGAUUCGACCGCAAGAUUUAUGUCCCUUCUCCCAAUUUAAAAAGCAGACGAGAAAUUAUUAAACUUUGUGCUCGCAAACUGUUACUAAAACCUAAUGUCGAUUUGGAAGAGAUUGCGUCUUUGACUAAGGGUCUAAGCGGAGCACAAAUUACCAGUAUGUUUAAUGAGGCUUCUAUUUUAAGCAUCCGCAGCGGCCAAAAAUACAUUGACUAUGAAAUGAUUUUUGAAGCCUUUGACCGAGUAUUAAUGGGACCUUCUUGGACCAGCCAGACUCUAACUCCGGACAAAAAAAAAAUAGUGGCUUAUCAUGAAGCCGGCCAUGCAGUCAUUGGUCUGAGUUUGCCGGAAACAAUUGUCAAAAAAAUUACUAUUAUUCCACGUUUGUCAGCCGGCGGCUACACUUGGGUUGAUUUGUAUGGAGAAAAAGGUGACGAUUACCUUAUUAACAAAAGCCAAAUGCUAGCCCAAGUGAUGUCUUUUUUGGGUGGACGAGCCAGCGAAGAGUUAAUUUUUGGCUUGGAAUAUAUCACCAUCGGUGCUUAUAGCGAUUUUAAGCAAGCCGCUAGCAUUAUUCGAGACCUAAUUCUGCGUUAUGGAAUGUCGGAUUUAGGGAUUGUUCCAACCCAAGAAACUUUUUUUUCUAGUGAAGAGAUACCACCAGAAUUACCCGAAGUUGCCAAGCAAAAAAUCGAGCAGGAGCGAGAAAAAAUAAUGAAUCAAUGUUGA